Molecule: messenger RNA, 1004 nt
Organism: Portunus trituberculatus (swimming crab)
Lineage: Eukaryota; Metazoa; Arthropoda; Malacostraca; Decapoda; Portunidae
Product: collagen alpha-1(IV) chain-like
Exons: 7
Coding region: 104-901 (265 amino acids)
Source: RefSeq, a predicted model, not a curated record
GCGCAGCACAGCCCAGUCUGUGCAGUGUGGGGAACGGGAAGGCUACGUCGCUCUGGCUCGCUGGCAUGGUUCGGCACACACUGUAACUCCCACGCUACUAACCAUGGCGUGGACGGUCACCGGGCAAGCAACACGCAUCACCGUCACUCUACUCUUGGUUGUUUUUGGGGCGACUCCCAACGUUCUGGCUAAGAAGUGUCUCAACUGCCACACAUGCAUCUGUGAAGGUCAGAAAGGAGUCACUGGGGCGCCAGGACUCACUGGACUCCAAGGUUCCACUGGCAUCCCAGGAGACCAGGGGCCUGAGGGACCAUCAGGUCCUUCUGGCGUGCGCGGUGACUUUGGUGAUCAUGGAGCGAUAGGAGAGAAGGGCAGCCGAGGGGCCAUGGGCAUGCCAGGCUUUCCAGGAACAGCAGGCAUUCCUGGCCUGCCUGGACUUGAUGGGCCAGCAGGGGAGGAUGGCCCACCGGGAUGCAAUGGUACAGAUGGGGCACCUGGCCCUGAUGGACCACCUGGAAACCCAGGGCGGCCUGGGCCCCCAGGCCCUCCUGGACUGAGAGGACCUGUGGGAGAUCCUGGAGCUGGUGGCUCUAACUCUCCAGGCAUUAAGGGAGACCAGGGAGACUUUGGCCUUGUAGGUGUGAGAGGUUUCCGAGGCCCACCAGGACCCAGGGGACUAAGAGGAGACUAUGGCAUUCCUGGCCUUAAGGGUGUUCGUGGAGAAUUGGGAGAUAAAGGUCCUAAAGGAGAACAAGGCCAAAUUGAUAUUCCCAGCGAUGCUUAUGAACAGGGACAGGAACGAUUCCCUUGGAUUGGUGAUCCUGGUGAACGAGGCGAAAAGGGAGAUCCUUCAAAAUUUGACACUUUUGGCCUUGUUGAUGGGUUAGUUUGGACAACUUGACAUGGUAAUGACUUUGACCCAGUUGAUCGAUCAGUACAGUAAAGUCCCAGGUUACAUCGCUCUCGAGUUACGUCAAAUUCGUAGUUAUGUCAGUCCACUAUAA